Molecule: messenger RNA, 1634 nt
Organism: Thamnophis sirtalis
Lineage: Eukaryota; Metazoa; Chordata; Lepidosauria; Squamata; Natricidae
Source: RefSeq, a predicted model, not a curated record
GGGGAACUCGGAGAGGGAAGGCGGGGAUAAAAGCCAGCCGGCUCCGGAGGGGAAUUGCGGGCACAGCGGCGGAUUUUGAUCGGGGAAGUAACUUUUGGGCGACCUCGGAUUCCGGCUCGGGAGAAACUUCCUCGGCGCCCCCUCGGAGCUCGGGGCCGCGCGCCGGAGCCAGACCCGCCUCCUCACACCUCGGGAGCGAAGGGAGCGAACGGCCGGCUGGCGUCGUCCCGGCGAGGAGAGCCAAGUCGCGGAGGCCAUGCGGGCGCCGCGACCCCGGAGCUGAGGAGGAGCCGUCCGCGUCCUUUGGGGGCUUCUCCUGCGCCGCAGCCGCAGCCGGAGAACGACUGACGCAAAGCGAGAGAGCGAGCGGGGUUUUACACGGAACAAGCAUGAAGCCGCUACGGAGCCUCCUUUCCUGGGUGAGCCUGCUGGCCCUCAGCCGGACCGUCUGCCUCAGCGCUUCUCAGUCAGUUUGUGCUGGCACUGAGAACAAAUUGAGCUCUCUGUCUGACCUUGAGCAACAGUAUCGUACAUUGCGAAAAUAUUAUGAGAACUGUGAAGUAGUAAUGGGUAAUCUAGAAAUCACCAGCAUUGAACAUAACCGAGAUCUCUCCUUUUUACGGUCCAUCAGAGAAGUGACUGGCUAUGUCUUGGUAGCGCUGAAUCAGUUUGAAUACCUUCCUUUGGAAAAUCUGCGGAUCAUUCGUGGAACAAAACUAUAUGAAGACCGUUCUGCACUGGCCAUCUUCCUCAAUUACAAAAAAGAUGGGAGUUUUGGACUGAGGCGGCUUGGGCUGAAGAAUUUGACAGAAAUCUUAAAUGGAGGAGUGUAUGUUGGCCAGAACAGAUUUCUUUGCUACGCAAACACCAUUCAGUGGGAAGAUAUUGAUCGCAACCCUAUAGCUUCCAAUUUCUCUGUGGUUCCAAAAAACAGUAGCACAGAUUGUGGACAGUGUCACAAAUCCUGUGGAAAUCGAUGUUGGGGACCUUCAGCAGAUGAGUGCCAAAGUUUAACAAAAGUGGUGUGUGCAGAGCAGUGUGAUGGGCGAUGCUAUGGACGAUCGGUCAGCGAAUGUUGUCAUCGAGAAUGUGCAGGAGGCUGUUCCGGACCUAAAGACACGGACUGCUUCGCCUGCAUGAACUUCAAUGACAGUGGCGCCUGUGUCACCCAAUGCCCACAGACUUCAGUCUACAAUCCUGCCACCUUCCAGAUGGAAACCAAUCGAGAUGGCAAAUAUACUUAUGGCGCCUUUUGUGUCAAAAAGUGUCCACACAACUUUGUGGUUGAUAUCAGCUCGUGUGUACGUGCGUGUCCGAGUCCCAAGAUGGAAGUAGAGGAAAAUGGAAUUAAAACAUGUAAACCAUGCACUGACAUUUGCCCUAAAGCUUGUGAUGGCAUAGGUACAGGAAGUUUGAUGUAUGCUCAAACUGUGGACUCCAGUAACAUUGAUAAAUUUAUCAACUGCACCAAGAUCAAUGGGAACUUGAUCUUCCUUGUCACUGGAAUUCAUGGAGAGACCCUAAUCAGACUUCGAGAUUUCAUUUCAGAAAUGAGAAUAUUCACGUUCUACGCCUUGUCAAUCAUUACUCCAACUUCCCCUCAAGGGCGGGAAAAGCGACAUGGCUGGUUGUGA